This is a messenger RNA of Bathycoccus prasinos, 444 nucleotides long. Its product is annotated as 30S ribosomal protein S13. Gene Ontology annotation, molecular function: RNA binding; structural constituent of ribosome. The coding region runs from base 1 to 444 and encodes 147 amino acids. The transcript is spliced from 2 exons. Gene Ontology annotation, cellular component: small ribosomal subunit; ribosome; mitochondrion. Lineage: Eukaryota; Viridiplantae; Chlorophyta; Mamiellophyceae; Mamiellales; Bathycoccaceae. Gene Ontology annotation, biological process: translation. The record is from RefSeq and is a predicted model, not a curated record.
AUGCGUUCGUCGCAAAAGGCGCUCGAGAGUCGACAACAACAACAACAGCAACCGCAACAGCGUGGUGCGUUACAAAUCCGUGCUGCGCGUGUAGCUGGCGUUGAAAUCCCAAACAACAAAAGAGCCGAGACGGCGUUGACGUACAUUUUUGGCAUAGGAAACACCACCGCGAAGGCUGUUAUGGCAGCGACUGGAUUAGAGAACAAAAGAGUGCGCGAGUUAUCCGAAGAAGAAUUAACUAUUUUGCGUGAAGAAGUCGAUAAGUACAAAAACGAAGGACAGUUGAGAUCGUUGAUUUCCUUGAACAUCAAGAGAUUAAAAGAGAUUCAGUGCUAUCGCGGGAAGAGACACAUCGCCAAUUUGCCGGUCAGAGGUCAACGAUCAAAGACGAACGCGAGAACGAGAAAGGGUAAAUCGAAAACCGUUGCGGGCAAGAAGAAAUAA